Messenger RNA from Prunus armeniaca (apricot), 240 nucleotides. NCBI's taxonomy places the organism in Eukaryota, Viridiplantae, Streptophyta, Magnoliopsida, Rosales, Rosaceae. The record is from the annotation of a GenBank genome assembly.
AUGGAAGUAGAAGCAGAAGCACAAGUUGUGAUUGUAGGAGCUGGAAUUGCUGGCCUUGCAACAUCCUUAGGACUUCAUAGCAGCAAGCAAAAUUCAAAUUCUUUUGGCUGCUGGCUUGGCAUCCGAAGCUUAGUGUUGGAAUCAUCGGAUAGUUUGAGGACAACAGGGUUUGCAUUCUCAACAUGGACAAAUGCAUGGAAGGCAUUAGAUGCCCUUAGUAUUGGUGAUACUCUUCGCUGA